CUCUGCCAACGGUUUACUGAUUUUUUUCCCUUCUUCAACCAACCCUGCUACUACCUAGCGUUGCUGAAAUAAUCUGAAAUGGAAAUACUCUCCCCGCCCCACACACAAUUGUUUCUUUCACCAUCCCGACACUCUCAUGAAACAGAUAGAUGAAAAUUAAUAGUUACGAAAACAAACAAAAACCCUCACAGCCUAAAGUUUUAAAGAAAGCUGAGCGCCGAAGAAUUGAUGCUUUUGAACAAAGGUGUUGGAGAAGACUCUUGAGAGUCCCUUGGACUGAAAGGAGAUCAAACCAGUCCAUCCUAAAGGAAAUCAGUCUUGAAUAUUCAUUGGAAGGACUGAUGCUGAAACUGAAACUCCAAUACUUUGGCCGCCUAAUGCGAAGAAGUGACUCACUGGGAAACAUUGAGGGCAGGAGAAGAAAGGGACGACAGAGGGUGAGAUGGUUGGAUGGCAUCAUCCACUCGAUGGACAUGCAUUUGAGUAAACUCCGGGAGUUGGUGAUGGAUAGGGAGGCCUGGCGUGCUGCAGUCCACAGGGUCACAAAGAGUCGGACAAGACUGAGCGACUGAACUGAACUGAAAGUUAGAAGCGAAGUGUGCAAAAAUAAAUAUGUGUAGAAUGAAUUAAUCCCUCACCCCGUUCCAAGCACUUCACUUGUAUUGAAUCCUGAGAAAAGCUCUCUAAAAAUAGGUGCUAAAAUUACCCCUACUUUGCAGAUGUGGAAACAGACUUGGACAAGUUGACUGCCUAAGUUCAUAGCAGGUGAGGAAGCUGGGAUUUCAGUCCAGGCAGUCGUGAUCAUAACUAGAUGAGAAAGAAAAAUGUAGCCUGAUAGUUGUCAGCUGGCUAGCUGGUCUGGCAUCAAUAGAUGGACAGUGGUAUUCCCCUGCUUAAUAUAAGCAAUUUCACAGAACACCGGCUUCAGUCCAGGUCAUCUGCGGCCAUGUCUGAAUGAGCCAAAAAACAAGACAACUCUGUAAUCACAUCUAGGCACAAGCAAGUUCAAGAACUCUGUGCAAACCACUUGCAGUUUUUCAGCUACACUUGGAGAAGGACUAUUCUACCUAUCAUUGAACCAGUUAUCCAACCAGGGACCUGAACCCACAUCCUUUGCCUUGCAAAUUGGAUUCUUAACCACUGGACAGCCAGAUUGUGAUACUAGUUCCCUUUUCUGGAGGAAGUCUACUCAAAUGGUGACGGGAAGCUGAUAGUAGGUGGUUGGGCCUACUUGGUCCCACACACUACACAGAAGGCCUCAUUCCCUGGAGAUAGAGCUCUCAGCGUCAACAACCUCCUAUCCUGAAGACACCCUCACCACAACUGAGAGAGUGGGGAAACAGUGAGACCUAGCAUCAUUUAAAACUCCACAGGCAGAAAAGCCAGAAAGGAAAAAUGAAGACAGGACAUUUUGAAAUGGUCACCGUGCUGUUGGCACCUAUGAUUCUGAUGGACAUCCUCCAGGUAAAAGCUGAAAUGUUAGAUAUGGCAGAUAAUGCAUUUGAUGAUGAAUACCUGAAAUGUGCUAACCGGAUGGAAAUCAAAUAUGUUCCUCAACUGUUCAAGGAGGAAAAAGCAAGCCUCCAGCUCUUAGAAGACGUGUGGGAAAAUGCAGAAGCCAAGUGGGAAGCUCGGAAGCCUCAGCUCUUUCUCCCUGUGAAUUUCAAGGAUAACUAUGGUAUAGCCCUGAUGGCAUAUAUUUCUGAAGCUCAAGAGCAGUCUUCCUUUUACCGUCUGUUCAAUGAAGCUAUGGAAAUGGCUGGCCAGUCUCGAAAAGAUUAUGUCUAUGGCUUCCAAUUCAAAGCUUUCCAUUUUUACCUGACAAAAGCUCUGCAGUUGCUGAGAAGAUCUUGUGAGAACAGUUACAAAAACGUGGUGUACAGCAUAAGGCUGAAUAGUUCAUUUACAUUUGGAGGGCUGAACCAAGCCCGACUUGGCCAUUUCACCUUGGCAUAUUCAUCCAAACCUCAAGUUGCUGAUGACCAACAUGUUCUGUUAACCAUCAAAACAUGUUUUGGAGUUGCCGUUGAAAAAUUUCUUGAUAAAGAAAGUGAAAGAAUUGUUUUAAUACCUCUGAAUGAGGUUUUUCAUGUGUCACAGGAUGAGGCUGGCAAUAACCUUAUCCUUCAGAGCACAAACAGGACCUGCAGCCACUAUGAGUGUGCGUUUCUAGGUGGACUAAAAACUGAAAGUUGUGUUGAGAACAUGGACUAUUUUCAACCUGUCUACAACCCUGGUGAGGAAAACCAGAAGCUGGAAAACCCUGAAAUGAAAAGCCAGGAAUCCACUGUCUUUCCUGGUAUGAAAAGCCAGGAAGCCACCCAGAUACCUGGAAUGAAAAUUCCAGAAUCUUUUUCACUACCUGGAAUAAAAAUGUUACAACCAGAUGAAAAACCUGAAGACAAAAGCCAAGAUAUCAACCAGCCUACUCCAGGCCCAGCAGUUCCUGUUCCAGGUCCCAAAAGCCAUCCCUCUGCAUCUUCUGGCAAAAUGCUCCUUCCCCAGUGUGGAACAUUCAUCAUUUUAGUCAGUGCUUCUGCUAUAAAUCUCAGUCGCUCUGUAGUCUGAUACAUUCUUUACUUGUACUUUACACUGUACUUGAAAUACAACUACAGGCAUCCCACAGAAAUCAUCAGAAGGAAUGAUGUAUUUUUCACUUGUUGUUCAACAUUCAGUUGAUGAAACGUGAAUUUGUUAUUCACUUAGCAAAUCUGGUAGUAAACCCAGAUAUCAUAGAAUUCGUUUUUCACUUAUUUCUAUAUUAAUUUUAUGAUUGUAAAAAAACUGUAUACUUUAAAUUCAAUAAAAGACCUUUAAUUUCAGUAGAAUUGCCAAAUAUGAAAAUAUCAAUAAUGCUAGUGAUUAACAUGAAUUUAAUUCCUGAAUUAGAAUUUUAAAGGUGUUUUACUCAUCUUUAAAGGAUCAAACUUUGACUUCAAAUAGUAUAUAUUUUCAGUCUCUUUUCCUUCUAUAUAUGAACACUUUGUAUUUUUACAAACACAACAGUUGACUAAGUAUUUCACAUACAUAGUCCCUAACUUGAACCUCAUACUAACCUAGGAAGGCAGACAGUACCUAAUGAAUGUGUGGGCUCACUAAGAAAGGAGAGUGAGGUAAGUACAGUAAGGCGCUCUUUUCCCCAAGAAAAAGAGUGGUUGAAUGGUAACUGGUUUAGGCAUGGGCUUUGGUAAGGGACACUUGUUUACACUGCCAAUGUUUCAAAAAGAACUGAAGGCCAUUUUCAGAGAUCCAGAAAAACUUCACGAAGUCUAAACUAGGUGUUAAGGGUUUGGCGUGCUUUAAUUCUACCAUUUACCUCUCUUCAUGUUGAGAAUAUUGAGUGAACUAUCCACAAGAACCAUUAUCCAGUUCACAGAACUUUUAUAAAUUGUGCUGGAGAGCACAACUUAGUCCUGAGGCCAAAGUUAGUCUGAUUUCCAUCCAAAUCUAGAAUUUGGUUAUCAUUUGCUUGGCACACAAGUCAGGUACAGACCAGGGCCACCUAUCUAUCUAACCAGCUUAUCUAUCUAACCUGCCUUACACAUGCAGUCACCAGCAGAAUUGAAACUUAGGCGGCUAAAUGGACCUGUCUUUAAAAAGCAGACCCUGAGCCCUAUUUAGGGCUUAUGAAGUUAGAAAUUAAGAAUAUGACAGCACAAAAAAUUAUAGGCUUGAGGUGAGCAUGGUUAGCCAUCUGUCCAACAGAGAUGUUGCUCUAAGGAGCAAUUCUCAUUUGUUAAAUCACCAAUUCUUCCUACAGUAAGAGGGCGUGCAGAGGGGCAGACUCCUGUCACCUUUGGCUACAGGAUGAGAAAGACAGAGGUGUUAGAAGAAACAGCCCAUGAGCCUUGUUUGUGUCUGCUACACAACCGUUAGCUAGUCUGCAUCUGGACAGAUUGCUCCAGUGGUGUCUCAGAGGGGGCCUCUGGAUACACAGCACACCACCCUCCUCGCCGUCCUCAUAGUAACACAGGGGCAGGGUUCAUAGGCUGUUGAUGACACCUCUCACCACAAGCCAAAGCAUGAUGCAGAAAUGCAGAGGGAAAGCAUUCCAAGAGGGGCUAACAUGAUGCAGUGAGAUGUGCCUGUGUAGUCAGAGAAAUGGCUUCAAUUCUCUGGUUUUGAAGAAUCACUAUUGCACAUUACCAUGUCUAAUUUAGAUUUUCCAGUGUUUUCAGAUGCUAAUGAUGUAUUAGAGAUUUCUUUAUCCUAGAUGAUAUAUGAAGUAAUUUCUAUUUGCUGUACAGUGGUCAAAAUACAUCAGUAUUGAGGGUGAAGUGAGAGUCUGUCAGUCGUGUCCAGCUCUUUGUGGUCCUGUGGACUGUAGUCCUUGGAAUUCUCCAGGCCAGAAUACUGGAGUGGGUAGCCUUUCCCUUUUUCAGGGGACCUUCUCAACCCAGGAAUCAAACCCAGGUCUCCCGCAUUGUAGGCAGAUUCUUUACCAGCUGAGCCACAAGGGAAGC
Molecule: messenger RNA, 4463 nt
Organism: Dama dama (fallow deer)
Lineage: Eukaryota; Metazoa; Chordata; Mammalia; Artiodactyla; Cervidae
Gene: ART3
Product: ADP-ribosyltransferase 3 (inactive)
Exons: 15
Coding region: 1396-2568 (390 amino acids)
Molecular function (GO): NAD+ poly-ADP-ribosyltransferase activity; NAD+-protein-arginine ADP-ribosyltransferase activity
Source: RefSeq, a predicted model, not a curated record